CAACAUACUGAAAUCGUUUUGGCAUGGAAACCGCGAAGCCUUUGGGCGCACCUGUUGACAGCUGCUCCAAGGGGAGAAAUGUUUUUUGUCUUUCCUGGAACUAGUAUUUGUUGCGUGAAGCUAUGGGGUAACAUGUGGAGGCUUGUAUUUUGUCAUGAAUAUUCCUGCUCUUUUUGCUGUAAAAUAUUAUGAUUAGUCACUCAAAUUAGGUGGAAUAUACAGCUUCUAUUAUUUAUAUUUUAAACUCACUUGGAGCUGAUUUCUUCGUGUGCGGAUGUGGACAUUAACUGGACUUGUUCUGUUCACCACAAAAAUGAAGACAAACUUACUUAUUUUAACCUGAUAUCUCUACAGUAAUCAAGAAUCUUGCGUUAUCUUUUUUUAUUUAAUUGCUUAGAUGCUCGCUCGAUUUUAUCUAAAAUUUUCAUGUUAUUGUAAAUACCCGCCAGCUUAGCCGUGUGAAUAGGCCCAUUGCAGUAAUGCAAACAUUGAAAGACUUGCUGCAGAAAAUAAUGUAGGGUAAAUCGUCUCGGGAAUAUAGAAGCGUUUGGACAGUUUGCCAUAAGGAUAAAACAACUUAUCAUCUGAUGAGCGGAUGAAGAGUUAAGACACCUAAACAUCAUACUUGGGAAUAUUAAACAUUUCCGUGAGGAACGAGUGAACUUGAAGGGCACAGAUGGCCGGAGGGACACUCAGUCCUCGCCGUGGUACGAUGGAUAAGGUGGAACAGAUCCUUUCAGAGUUCAGGCUGAAUAAGGAAGAUCUCAAGGAAGUCAUGAAGCGGAUGCAGCUAGAGAUGGGCAGAGGACUACGUUUAGAGACACAUGCGGAAGCCAGUGUCAAAAUGCUUCCGACUUAUGUCUGCUCCACCCCUGAGGGAUCAGAGGUUGGAGAUUUCCUGGCUCUUGACCUUGGAGGGACCAACUUCCGGGUGAUGCUGGUGAAGGUGGCGGCAGAUGAGGAGAGGAGCUGGAAGGUGGAGACAAAGACUCAGAUGUACUCCAUUCCUGAAGAUGCAAUGACGGGCACUGCUGAGAUGCUGUUUGAUUAUAUUGCAGAGUGUAUGUCAGACUUUUUGGACAAGCAUCACAUUAAGCACAAGAAGCUCCCUCUGGGGUUCACUUUCUCCUUUCCUGUACGACAUGAGGACAUUGACAAGGGCAUCCUGCUGAACUGGACUAAAGGCUUCAAGGCAUCCGGAGCAGAAGGAAACAAUGUUGUGGGUUUACUCAGAGAUGCUAUCAAGAGACGAGGGGACUUUGAGAUGGAUGUUGUUGCCAUGGUGAAUGACACAGUAGCCACCAUGAUUUCCUGUUAUUAUGAGGAUCGCAGCUGUGAAGUUGGGAUGAUUGUUGGUACUGGUUGUAAUGCGUGCUACAUGGAGGAGAUGAAGACUGUGGAGCUGGUCGAAGGUGAAGAGGGCCGGAUGUGUGUGAACACCGAGUGGGGGGCAUUUGGAAAAAAUGGAGAGCUGGAGGAGUUCAGACUGGAGUACGAUAAAGUGGUUGACGAGACCUCAAUUAACCCCGGACACCAGCUGUACGAGAAGCUGAUCAGUGGGAAGUAUAUGGGUGAGCUGGUCAGACUCGUUUUGAUGAAACUGGUGAAUGAAGACCUGCUGUUUAACGGGGAAGCCUCAGAGCUGCUGAAGACACGAGGCAGCUUUGAGACGCGCUACGUCUCACAGGUGGAGAGUGACAUUGGGGACAGGAAACAGAUCUACAACAUCCUGUCCUCGCUGUGCGUUCUGCCAUCAGAGCUGGACUGUGACAUUGUCCGUCUGGUCUGCGAGAGUGUUUCCACUCGCUCUGCUCACAUGUGUGGCGCAGGGCUUGCUGGUGUCCUCAACCUGAUGCGUGAGCGACGCAGUCAGGAAGCCCUGAAUAUCACAGUGGGGGUUGAUGGUUCUGUCUACAAACUGCACCCAUGUUUCCGUGAAAGGUUCCACAAAAUCGUCAGGGACCUCACGCCUCACUGUGAGAUCACCUUCAUCCAGUCAGAGGAGGGGAGCGGUCGUGGAGCUGCUCUCAUCUCAGCAGUGGCCUGUAAGAUGGCCGCAUGCAUGUUGACACAUUAAAAGGGAGCUGUGCGUCGAGCUUGUGAAGCGAGCCUGAACUCUGAUCUGAGAACUUUGAUGACAUGUCAUCCACAGAUGGCAGCUCUGGUCUUCUUCGAACUGUGAAAGAUAUGAAUCUGCAAACUGGAAACUCACCACUGGAGGAUGUAAUAUGAAGAAUGCGGCAAAGACUUGUAUUAUAGACUAUAUUUGGUAGUAUUCAACUUAACCUGUAGCAAUUUACAUGUUUCUGAAGUUAAAGGAUCGGUUUGCUGUUGCACUCACAACAUAAGCGGCAUGAAAGCGCUUUAAAAAAGCAUGCUACUUAUAUAUCACCUAUCGCCUGUUGCUGAUGUUUGGGUAUGAAUGAUAGUACAAUGUAUGAUUGUAAAUUAUAUACAAAGUGCAAACGUGUUCAUGUUCAACACAAGGAUUGAUUUUGUAAAUAAUAUUGUAAGACAUGACUUAAUCUGGUUCACUGCUUUGUUGUUUAUUAAUUCUUCUUGUAAACAAUGAAAUGUUUCUUUUUUUUUUCUUACAUUGUUUAUUUAAAUCUUAUGUUUAUGACCUUAUGUAUGUCUGCCUGAAGGUUGUAAUUUCUCAUUUUUGCGUUAUAAAAUGUACUUGAUGUGAAUAUGCUUACCUGUAUAUAGAAUUACUUAAAUAAACUGAGGUAUUGUACAU
Molecule: messenger RNA, 2740 nt
Organism: Notolabrus celidotus (New Zealand spotty)
Lineage: Eukaryota; Metazoa; Chordata; Actinopteri; Labriformes; Labridae
Gene: gck
Product: glucokinase (hexokinase 4)
Exons: 10
Coding region: 677-2077 (466 amino acids)
Biological process (GO): intracellular glucose homeostasis; glucose 6-phosphate metabolic process; glycolytic process
Cellular component (GO): mitochondrion; cytosol
Molecular function (GO): ATP binding; D-glucose binding; fructokinase activity
Source: RefSeq, a predicted model, not a curated record